Molecule: messenger RNA, 1868 nt
Organism: Camellia sinensis
Lineage: Eukaryota; Viridiplantae; Streptophyta; Magnoliopsida; Ericales; Theaceae
Product: pectinesterase 2
Biological process (GO): cell wall modification
Molecular function (GO): pectinesterase activity; enzyme inhibitor activity
Source: RefSeq, a predicted model, not a curated record
AACAUUCAUCAUCAUUACCACAAUCUUUACUCCAACAAUGUCUCUCCAAUUCUUCAUCUUACUCAUCUCUCUUUCUCUCCUCCUCUCUCCUUCCAUCUCCGGCCACCACCACUCUCCGUCAAAGACAGUAACUUGGUGUGGCAAAACACCAUACCCACAACCCUGUGAGUACUUCUUAACCCACAACCCUAAAUACAUCAAACCCAUCAAACAAAAGACAGAUUUCUUCAAACUCUCAGUCCAACUAGCCCUAGACCGAGCAUUACAUGCCCAAGCCCACACCUACAAGCUCAGUUCGAUGUGUCACAAGGAGCGCGAAAAGGCGGCUUGGGCCGACUGUCUCAAGCUCUACGAGUAUACAAUCCACAGACUCAACAAGACAGUCAACCCGACCACCAAGUGCAGCCAACACGACGCCCAAACCUGGCUGAGCACUGCCUUGACAAACCUUGAAACGUGUCGAGAAGGGUUUGAAGAGCUUGGUGUCGCCGACUAUGUCCUUCCAUUGAUGUCUAACAAUGUUUCUAAGUUGAUUAGCAACACUUUGGCUAUGAACAAAGUUCCAUAUCAUGCGCCGAGUUAUAAAAAAGGCGGGUUUCCGAGCUGGGUUAAGCCUGAUGAUCGGAAAUUGUUGUCUUCAUCGCCUCGGGCUGUGAAGGCAAAUGUGGUGGUAGCGAAGGAUGGAUCGGGGAAUUUUAAGACGAUCAGACAGGCAGUGUCAGCGGCGAGAAAGAAAGGUGGAAGUAAGAGGUUUGUGAUUUAUGUGAAAGCUGGGAUUUAUAAAGAGAAUAUUGAGAUUAAAGCAAAUAAUGUUAUGUUGAUUGGUGAUGGGAUUGGGAAGACUAUAAUCACUGGAAGCAAGAGUGUUGUUGGAGGCUCUACCACCUUCCAAUCAGCCACUGUUGGGGUAGUCGGAGAUAGGUUUAUAGCACGGGGCAUCACAAUUAGGAACACGGCCGGAGCAGUGAACCAACAGGCUGUGGCAUUGCGGUCAGGUUCCGACCUCUCAGUAUUCUAUCGGUGUAGUUUUGAAGGGUACCAAGACACAGUCUACGUCCACUCUCAACGACAAUUCUUUAGAGAAUGCGACAUUUAUGGAACCGUAGACUUUAUUUUUGGGAACGCCGCUGUCGUCUUCCAAAAUUGCAACAUAUAUGCUCGAAGUCCCCCUAACAAGACAAACACCAUAACUGCCCAAGGCAGAACUGACCCUAACCAAAACACUGGAAUUUCAAUCCACAAUUGCACAGUUACCGCAGCUUCAGACUUGAAGCCAGUGCAAAGUUCAGUUACGACAUACCUUGGUCGUCCAUGGAAGCAGUACUCACGCACGAUCUACAUGAAGACAUUCCUCGAUGGAUUGAUUGACUCGACAGGGUGGAUGCCAUGGAGUGGCAAUUUUGCUCUUAGUACUUUGUAUUAUGGAGAGUACAUGAACACUGGUCCUGGCUCCUCCACCGCUAACAGGGUGAAAUGGGGUGGCUACCAUGUCAUAACUAGCGCCACUGUGGCUUCCAAAUAUACGGUUGGAAGCUUUAUCUCUGGCAAAAGGUGGUUGCCAGCCACCAAUGUGCCAUUCACACUUGGCCUUUGAUUUACGUCUGCACGCAUGGGUUAAGUUCUCCAUGGCAAACCAUUUAUUUUCUUGCACCAAAAUAAGGAUUGUAUAAAAGAGAAUAAAAUGUGGUGCAAAUUUGGUGUGAUUCUUAAUCACUAUUGUUGUAUUGUUUUUACAAAAAUAAAAAAUAGAAAGAAGAAAACAUUAUUUCCAUGUAGAGUUGUCAUUCUUUUUUUAAUUGUCAUAAUGUUUGUCAUUGAUGUCCAAUAAUUUCUUAUUAAUCAAAUUUCUAUGGUGGUUUUGAACUUCA